AUGAAGUCACUGAUACUGUUCACAAUCGUCGGGCUCGUGGCGGCGGACAGCCUUAACGGCUUCAACGGAAAUGGUAACGGUUACGGAGCACCUCCGCCUCCCAGCAACGGAUAUGGUGCACCCACCAACGGAUUCAACGGAAACGGAAAUGGUAACGGUAAUGGCAACGGGUAUUCGGCCCCCACCAACGGAUUCAACGGAAACGGAAAUGGUAAUGGCAACGGGUAUUCGGCCCCCACCAACGGAUUCAGCGGAAACGGAAACGGUAAUGGCAACGGGUAUUCGGCCCCCACCAACGGAUUCAACGGAAACGGAAACGGUAAUGGCAACGGGUAUUCGGCACCCACCAACGGAUUCAACGGAAACGGAAAUGGUAACGGUAAUGGCAACGGGUAUUCGGCCCCCACCAACGGAUUCAACGGAAACGGAAAUGGCAACGGGUAUUCUGCAACCACCAACGGAUUCAACGGAAACGGAAACGGUAAUGGCAACGGGUAUUCGGCACCCACCAACGGAUUCAACGGAAACGGAAACGGUUUCGGAGCCCCUGCCCCUCGCAACGGCUAUGCUCCCCCCAGCAACACCUAUGGCCCGCCCAACGGCGCCUACGGAGUAGACCCUGAGAUUGCCGCUUUGGCCGAGAACAUUCCCGGGGGCGGCGUCCCCGGCGAGGACUACCCCAUCUUGGCUUCCGUGCCCGACACCGGCUUCUCGUGCGAUGCCCAGGCGGUGCAAGGUUAUUACGCCGACACUGCAGCUGAAGCCGGCUGCCAGGUGUUCCAUAUCUGCCAGGACCGCGCCCUCAGGCGCCAGCAGGACUCGUUCCUGUGCCCCAACGGUACCAUCUUCAACCAGCAGUACCUGGUAUGUGACUGGUGGUUCAACGUGGACUGUUCUCAAGCUGAGAGCUUCUACUCCGUCAACGAACUCAUCGGAGUCGUUCCCGACGCUGGCUAUGGCUACGCUGCGGCCACCAACGGCAUCCUCAACGGCAACGGAAACGGCUACGGAUCAAACGGCAACGGCAAGAAUGGAAGCAACGGCUAUGGCUCCAAUGGCAACGAAAGCAACGGCAAGAACGGAAGCAACGGCUAUAGCUCCAAUGGCAACGGAAGCAACGGCAAGAACGGAAGCAACGGCUAUAGUUCCAAUGGCAACGGAAGAAACGGCAACGGCAAGAACGGAAGCAACGGCUAUGACUCCAACGGUAACGGUAGAAACGGCAACGGAGCCAGCAACGGCAACGGCUAUGGCGCGCCCGCCUCCCCCUCCAACUCCUACGGCGCUCCUUUCUAAGCGCGAAGCUUGCUC
Messenger RNA from Penaeus chinensis, 1311 nucleotides. Its product is annotated as pro-resilin-like. The record is from RefSeq and is a predicted model, not a curated record. Gene Ontology annotation, cellular component: extracellular region. Lineage: Eukaryota; Metazoa; Arthropoda; Malacostraca; Decapoda; Penaeidae. The coding region runs from base 1 to 1296 and encodes 431 amino acids. Gene Ontology annotation, molecular function: chitin binding. The transcript has 2 exons.